This is a messenger RNA of Chroicocephalus ridibundus (black-headed gull), 1052 nucleotides long. RefSeq names its product transmembrane protein 14C-like. Lineage: Eukaryota; Metazoa; Chordata; Aves; Charadriiformes; Laridae. The transcript has 6 exons. Gene Ontology annotation, biological process: regulation of heme biosynthetic process. The record is from RefSeq and is a predicted model, not a curated record. Gene Ontology annotation, cellular component: mitochondrial membrane. Bases 16 to 525 code for a protein of 169 amino acids.
UCAGGAAGGGUGAGCAUGCUUGAAACCGGUAGAGUAGACGGAGCCAUAGCUGCAAGAAAGGACAGGCCAGCCAGCAGCAUCUCGGCUGGGCCCCAGCCGGAAAAGGGAAGCUUUGGGCGGCGCGUUGCUCCCUCGCCUCCCCUUCCGCAGGCUGCUCCGCCCCGGGCUGCUGCGGAGCGGGGCCGCGGCGCAGUUUUCAGCAUGGCCGUGGACUGGCUGGGCUUUGGCUACGCCGCCCUGGUGGCAUCGGGAGGGAUCAUUGGCUAUGCCAAAGCAGGUAGUGUGCCAUCGCUAGCUGCUGGCCUUUUCUUUGGGAGUUUGGCUGGACUGGGUGCCUAUCAGCUUUCGCAGAAUCCGAAUAAUAUUUGGAUUUCCCUGAUUACAUCUGGAACACUGACUGCCGUCAUGGGAACAAGAUUUUACAACUCUGGAAAAUUCAUGCCUGCAGGGCUAAUUGCUGGUGUCAGUUUGCUAAUGGUUGGAAGAUUAGCACUGAAGAUGGUGGAAAAGCCCCACGAUAAGUAACUGUUCAUUUUACAGUUUAAUACCUGGAUAAGGAAACCUGAUAAUGAAGUUGCAUGAAUGCAGAAGCAAGAAGGUGGAACAAUAUUCUAUAUCAAGACAAUUUUUUUCCUUUUUUUAUAUGAAGGGGGGUAGAAUGAUGGGACAGACAGUUUACAUACAGGGUGCCAUUUGUUUCAGUGAUCUGGUAGAGGUAUUAUUAUUUCGUGAGAAAUUGGUCCUGGGUUUGAUUUUUGCAGACACAUUUCGGUGUGUUUUAACACUUCCAGUUUUUAUAUUCCAAAAUAUACUGCUGACAUGUAUGAAGCAGACAGGACCUGCAAUUAAGAAAGUAUCCACAAAGAGGCACCAGGAGUAAUUGGCUAAAUACAACAGUGUAUCUCAUACCUUUCAUACUGAUUAUUACAGUAUCCUUUACCUGUUGCACUCUGCGUUGAUGUCUGUAUAACGCCAAACAGAUCUUACCUUUUUAUUGUGAAAUGAUGCUAGAAUGUUGCUUUUCUACAAGUAAAAUCUAUUCCAAAACUUUA